Messenger RNA from Artibeus jamaicensis (Jamaican fruit-eating bat), 2156 nucleotides. RefSeq names its product mitochondrial ribosomal protein L19 (gene MRPL19). Gene Ontology annotation, molecular function: structural constituent of ribosome. The transcript is spliced from 6 exons. Lineage: Eukaryota; Metazoa; Chordata; Mammalia; Chiroptera; Phyllostomidae. The coding region runs from base 32 to 910 and encodes 292 amino acids. Gene Ontology annotation, cellular component: mitochondrial large ribosomal subunit; ribosome. The record is from RefSeq and is a predicted model, not a curated record. Gene Ontology annotation, biological process: translation.
UGGGAGUUGUAGUCUACCCGUGCGAGCAGGCAUGGCGGCUUCCAUUGCAGUGGGCUGUGGAGCAGCUACUGGCCUCACCCGGAACGUUGGACUCGCCAGGGUGCUGUUGCCUGUGCCGGCCUCUGUCGCCUGCUGGGCCCGCGCGGGGUCGGGCCGUCAGCAGAGCACUGGACCUUCCCAGUCCGGCACGUUCCAGCCGCCUCCAAAACCCGUCAUCGUGGACAAGCGCCGUCCCACGGGCGAGAAGAGCAGAUUCUUGAGUCCUGAAUUCAUUCCUCCAAGAGGGAGAACAAAGCCUCUGCUAUUUCAACUAGAAAGAAAAGACAUGUUAGCAAGGAGAGGAGUGCUCCACAUUCCAGAGUUCUAUGUCGGAAGCAUUCUUCGCGUCACUACGGCGGACCCAUAUGCCAGUGGGAAAACCAGCCAGUUUCUGGGGAUUUGCAUCCAGAGGUCAGGAACGGGGCUUGGAGCGACUUUCAUCCUCAGGAAUACUAUUGAAGGACAAGGUGUUGAGAUUUGCUUUGAACUCUAUAAUCCUAGAAUCCAGGAGAUCCAAGUGGUCAAAUUGGAGAAGCGUCUGGAUGGCAGCUUGCUGUACUUACGAGACGCCCUUCCCGAAUACAGCACUUUUGAUAUUAACAUGAAGCCAGAAGUACAAGAAUCCAGCCAAGAGGUUCCUGUCAAUCAGCUGAAAGUGAAAAUGAAGCCUAAGCCCUGGUCCAAACGCUGGGAGCGCCCCAAGUUUAAUAUUAAAGGGAUCAGGUUUGACCUCUGCUUAACUGAAGAGCAAAUGAAAGACGCUCAGAAGUGGAGUAGGCCGUGGCUUGAGUUUGACAUGAUGAGGGAAUACGAUACUUCAAAAAUCGAAGCUGAGAUAUGGAAUGAAAUUCAAGCAUCGAAAAAGUCUUGAUCUGAAAAUGUAUUUAGCUUCUUGCAGAUAAUACACUGACAGAGGAUUUUUUAGAGACCAAUUUAAUUUCGUAUAUUAGGACAUAGUCAUUCAAUCAACUAAGCAUUCAUUAUUUUAUGACUUACUGUUUUAAAAUUUUUAAAUUAGUACAUCUGUUUAUUACUUUAAAAGGUGAAGUACACAUGCCAAGUGGUCUGGUGUCUGUUCUGUUACUGGAGGCGAAGCUAAAACAGAGUUAGGUUAGCACAGAAUCCUCUCACGUAAAGUGGACAAGGAAGCAGGUGUGCAGCCCUGACCAGCAGGAUGCACCCCCGCAGGCAGGCACGGCCCCCCCCACAUCUCCAGUCUGGCGUCGGAGCAGUGCAGGUGGCCUGUGGUGUCUCCACUUGUGGACGUCACUGGAGUCCCCCAUGUCCACCACCUGGUACCCAGUCCUGGUGAAGCAAAGGGGAGCAAAGGCCAGUGGCCGGGCAGGACAAGUGCACUGUCUUCCGGAGCAUCAAGGCAGGGCAUGGUCACUUCGGGAGGCAUUGGGGGCAGAGAACAGAGGGUGAGAGAAGGUAUCUGACCCCAGCUCCCCUGGGUCUUCCAAGCCCCUGCCCUCCCCGCUCCCAGCUCCCCCUGACCCAGUCCCCGGAAGCCAGGCCGGGAGACCACAGCUGGAGGGGCUCUGGCUUCAUGGGCUUUGCCAGGUCUCCAUGUCCACUACCCUUGGAGAGGACCUAACUCAGUCUCUAAAAUCUAAAUCGGACCAUGUCUCUUCCCUGCUUAAAGUGCUGCUCUGUGGGGUAAAGUGCAUGAAAGGAGACUGGAGCCUGACUGGCAUGGGGGCUGCCCCUCAGCAGCCCUGAACCCAGCACUGCGGUCGGGGGUGAUGGACGCUUUUAUCAAAACCAUCAGUGAGUGCUGAUUUUAUGUCCCUCACGCUCCAUUUUGAAAGGUGGGGAGCAUGGAAUGCACUUUAGAAGGAUACGAGGACGGUGGUGGUUCAGACCUGGGCUCCGGAGCCAGACCUCAAGCUGCAGUCCCGGGCUCCCCGUGCUGCGUGCGUGGCCUUGGCCGGUCACCGAACCUCCCUGCGCCUCAGUUCCCUUAUGUGCAAAGUGGGGGCUUAGGUGGCCUUUUACUCACGGGACGUCAGGACUAAGGAGUGUUUGGAAAUGCUUAGGAGAAUGGCACCUGGUGAGCCAGUGUUUGGUGUUAAUAAAUAAAAUUUGUGUACUUAUUAAGUUAACAUGUACAUACA